UGGGUUAGGGGCAGGUUUGGGGGUCCCGUUGGAGAUGCGCAACGUCACCUUCUUCUUCAUCAACUGCGUUGAGGGCACUGCUCGCGGGGUGGUGAUCGCCACCGGGGACCGCACGGUGAUGGGCCGCAUCGCCACGCUGGCAUCGGGGCUGGAGGUGGGCAAGACGCCGAUCGCGGUGGAGAUCGAGCACUUCAUCCAGCUCAUCACCGGCGUGGCCGUGUUCCUGGGCAUCUCCUUCUUCAUCCUCUCCCUCAUCCUGGGGUACACCUGGCUCGAGGCCGUCAUCUUCCUCAUCGGCAUCAUCGUGGCCAACGUGCCCGAGGGGCUGCUGGCCACCGUCACCGUGUGCUUGACGCUGACGGCCAAGCGCAUGGCACGCAAGAACUGCUUGGUGAAGAACCUGGAGGCGGUGGAGACCUUGGGCUCCACGUCCACCAUCUGCUCCGACAAGACCGGGACCCUCACCCAAAACCGUAUGACCGUGGCCCAUAUGUGGUUCGACAACCAGAUCCAUGAGGCCGACACCACCGAGGACCAGUCCGGCACCGCCUUUGACAAGAGCUCAGCCACAUGGGUGGCUCUGUCCCACAUCGCGGGGCUCUGCAACCGCGCCGUCUUCAAGGGGGGGCAGGAGAACGUCCCCAUCCUCAAGCGGGACGUGGCCGGGGACGCCUCGGAGUCGGCGCUGCUCAAGUGCAUCGAGCUCUCGUCCGGCUCCGUCAAGCUCAUGCGGGAGCGCAACAAGAAAGUGGCCGAGAUCCCCUUCAACUCCACCAACAAGUACCAGCUCUCCAUCCACGAGACCGAGGAUCCCAACGACAACCGGUACCUGUUGGUGAUGAAGGGGGCACCGGAACGCAUCCUGGAUCGGUGUUCCACGAUCCUGCUCCAGGGCAAGGAGCAACCCUUGGAUGAGGAGAUGAAGGAAGCCUUCCAGAACGCAUACCUGGAGCUUGGGGGGCUCGGGGAGAGGGUCCUGGGUUUCUGCCACUUUUACCUGCCCGAGGACCAGUACCCGAAGGGCUUCGCCUUCGACUGCGACGACGUCAACUUCGCCACCGACAACCUCUGCUUCGUGGGGCUCAUGUCCAUGAUCGACCCCCGUGCCGCCGUACCCGAUGCCGUGGGCAAGUGCCGCAGCGCCGGCAUCAAGGUGAUCAUGGUGACCGGGGACCACCCCAUCACGGCCAAGGCCAUCGCCAAGGGGGUCGGGAUCAUCUCCGAGGGCAACGAGACCGUGGAGGACAUCGCGGCGCGGCUCAACAUCCCCGUCAGCCAGGUCAACCCCCGGGACGCCAAGGCCUGCGUGAUCCACGGCACGGACCUGAAGGACAUGAGCUCGGAGCAGAUCGAUGAGAUCCUGCAGAACCACACCGAGAUCGUCUUCGCACGCACGUCCCCGCAGCAGAAACUCAUCAUCGUCGAGGGCUGCCAGAGACAGGGCGCCAUCGUGGCGGUGACGGGCGACGGCGUCAACGACUCGCCGGCGUUGAAGAAGGCCGACAUCGGCGUGGCCAUGGGCAUCGCCGGCUCCGACGUCUCCAAGCAAGCGGCCGACAUGAUCCUAUUGGACGACAACUUCGCCUCCAUCGUCACCGGCGUGGAGGAAGGCCGCCUGAUCUUUGACAACCUCAAGAAGUCCAUUGCCUACACCUUGACCAGCAACAUCCCCGAGAUCACCCCCUUCCUCCUCUUCAUCAUGGCCAACAUCCCCCUGCCCCUGGGGACCAUCACCAUCCUCUGCAUCGACCUGGGCACCGACAUGGUCCCUGCUAUCUCAUUGGCUUAUGAGGCAGCCGAAAGCGAUAUCAUGAAGCGGCAGCCCCGGAACCCCCGCUCGGACAAGCUGGUGAAUGAACGGCUCAUCAGCAUGGCCUACGGGCAGAUCGGGAUGAUCCAGGCACUUGGGGGGUUCUUCGCCUACUUCGUGAUCCUGGCGGAAAACGGGUUCCUUCCCUCCCGCCUCGUCGGGAUCCGCCUGCGCUGGGACGACCGCACCGUCAACGACCUGGAGGACUCCUACGGGCAGCAGUGGACCUAUGAGCAGCGCAAGGUGGUGGAGUUCACGUGCCACACGGCUUUCUUCGUCAGCAUCGUGGUGGUGCAAUGGGCAGACCUCAUCAUGCAGACCCGGCGCAACUCCGUCUUCCAGCAGGGCAUGAAGAACAAGAUCCUCAUUUUUGGGCUCUUUGAGGAGACGGCAUUGGCCGCUUUCCUCUCCUAUUGCCCUGGCAUGGACGUGGCUCUGCGCAUGUACCCCCUCAAGCCGAGCUGGUGGUUCUGCGCCUUCCCCUACAGCUUCCUCAUCUUUGUCUAUGAUGAGAUCCGCAAGCUCAUCCUCCGCCGCAACCCCGGAGGUUGGGUCGAGAAAGAAACCUACUACUGAGCCCCCCCCAACCCAGAACCCCCAAAACACCCAAAAACACCCCAAAAA
This is a messenger RNA of Pezoporus flaviventris, 2434 nucleotides long. Its product is annotated as sodium/potassium-transporting ATPase subunit alpha-3-like. Lineage: Eukaryota; Metazoa; Chordata; Aves; Psittaciformes; Psittacidae. Gene Ontology annotation, biological process: potassium ion import across plasma membrane; intracellular sodium ion homeostasis; intracellular potassium ion homeostasis. Gene Ontology annotation, cellular component: membrane. The record is from RefSeq and is a predicted model, not a curated record. Gene Ontology annotation, molecular function: ATP binding; P-type sodium:potassium-exchanging transporter activity; ATP hydrolysis activity.